AUGAUUAGUGGCCUUGUCGUCACAAGAGCUGCCCUCCGCCUUCCAUUCCUUUUCAGCACCAAGAGUCAACUGCACCCGAGAGUCAUUGAGACACCGUCCAACCUGUCAACUCCAGAGUCGCAGCCUCUCAAGUCUCCGUCGCAAGCCCGUGCUCCACCAGAACAAAUCGCCAUAAUGAUCUCCGACAACGAUCUGUACAGACUCGCCCUGUUCCUUGGCUCUGCCGCCAUGGUUCUGAUUGUCGGCUACCACUACAUUGAGGUCAAUGCGAAGGAUGAUGAGAAGGCAACCACACAACGGGCUGGAAAGCAGGGUGCGGCACUGAAGUGA
Molecule: messenger RNA, 330 nt
Organism: Diaporthe citri
Lineage: Eukaryota; Fungi; Ascomycota; Sordariomycetes; Diaporthales; Diaporthaceae
Exons: 3
Coding region: 1-330 (109 amino acids)
Cellular component (GO): oligosaccharyltransferase complex
Source: RefSeq, a predicted model, not a curated record